ACUAUAGCGAAGCGAGCGCAGCUGAAGACCGUGAUAUUGCGAUCGGGGGCGUGCGUGGCCUACAUACAGCCAGUCGCGCCAAGGUCGGCCUGACCUUCAGCUUGGUCACUCAUGGCGCUCUAUUAUACAGAUGGAGGCCCUACAGACGGCAGCCCCCAAGAUGGCAACCCUAAGGAUGGUGCCUCCAAGGAUGGCACCUCGAAAGAUGGCAAGCCUCGGCCACCACCAGUUGAUAUUGCUGCAGCACAAAAUGCGGGUGGCGAGGGUGGCAUCAAGACGCCCACAGUCUCCUCUCAGACCCCACGGACCCCAGGCACUUCACGAUAUGAUACCUUUAGGGAUAAAGAGAGGAAGAUCGGCCACAGGAGAGUGGGAGAAGGAGGCAUCGUUACAUACAAAAAAAUUGGGACUUCACAACUUAUGGCAUCAAUCCAGCUGGGUAUCCAACAAGCAGUGGGGAGCCUGGCAAGCAAGCCUGAUCUGGAUGUUUUAAUCCAGGAUUUUUAUGUUGUAGAAACUAUUUUUUUUCCUUCUGUUGGUUCUCAGUCAACACCAGCUCAUCAGUUUUCUGAGUUUAGAUUCAAAGUGUAUGCACCCAUAGCAUUUAGACAUUUUAGAGAUCUGUUUAAAAUUCAACCAGAAGACUAUCUUGUUUCAUUGUGCAGCGAGCCUCUUCGGGAACUAAGUAAUCCUGGGGCGAGUGGCAGCAUAUUUUAUUUAACAAAUGAUGAUGAGUUUAUCAUCAAGACAGUGCAGCACAAGGAGGCAGAGUUCCUUCAAAAGUUAUUGCCAGGCUAUUAUAUGAAUCUGAACCAGAAUCCUAGAACAUUAUUACCAAAGUUUUUUGGGCUCUAUAAUUAUCAGUGUAAUGCCAAGAAUAUUAGGUUGAUAACAAUGAACAACUUACUUCCGUCAUCAAUAAAGAUGCAUCAGAAAUAUGAUCUAAAAGGUUCUACGUACAAAAGAAAGGCUAGUAAGUAUGAACGAAGCAAAGAAUCCCCAACAUUUAAGGACUUGGACUUUAUGGAGCACCAUCCAGAAGGUAUUCUACUAGAGGCAGAAACCUACAAAGCUCUCGUAAAUACCAUUGCAAGAGACUGCAGAGUAUUAACAUCUUUCAAGAUUAUGGAUUACUCCUUAUUAGUGGGCAUUCACAAUUUAGAUCUUGCAGCCAGAAAGAAGGCACAAGACAAAGAGAAAAAAUUAAAUGGCGGAGAUGGUGGGCCAGCAGACGACGGGAGUGGAGAGGCGGAAGGAGAGGGCACUGGCUUGACCCGAUCCCGCUCAAUCAAUCGACACAAACUUGUGGCCCACUCAACUGCCAUGGAAUCCAUCCAAGCAGAUUCUGAUCCUAUAGAUGAGGAGGACCAUGUCCCGCCUGGAGGUAUUCCAGCGAGAAAUGCAAAAGGAGAACGACUGUUGCUCUUCCUUGGUAUCAUUGAUAUUCUGCAGAGUUAUCGACUGAAAAAGAAAUUAGAGCACACAUUCAAGUCAAUGAUCCAUGAUGGGGACACGAUAUCAGUACAUCGACCAAACUUUUAUGCACAGAGGUUUCUGAAGUUUAUGGAAACCACAGUCUUCAAAAAGAUUCCAUCACCUUUGAGACACUCCCCAUCUCGGCGGAGAGGUACUUCCAUGCGUAUCAUGCGCCCAGUAUCCCAGGCUGAUCCUGAUCAUCCUGCAGAUGGUCACGACAGUCAUGAAGGAGCAGUUGUUGGGAGAGUACCAGGUGGUAGUGUUAGUGCUGAGGAGCAACAAGGUGGAAGUGGUGCUGAAUCUGCCUCUGCACUAGCUGUGGGAGCAAGUGCAUCUGCCUCUGCUACUGCUCCAUCAUCUGUUAGUGGAACAGUCACUUCUGGUGCAGCAGGCAUACAGGCAACAGCUGGGGGAGGAUCUGCUGCUGCAUCAGUGGUUGGAUCAGGCACCCCUUCAACACCAGUAAACCUCCCAGCAGUGUUGCAGGACCGACCCCACUCAGGCCGUGGCCGUGUGCCCCCUCCAGUACCCCCACGAUCGCCAAGGGGUGGCGGCUCUGGCCAACCAUCCUCUGCCUCCUCUUCAUUCUCAUUAACUCGAGGUAGUGGCCGCGGUGUAGUGACUGUAAGCGCAGGAGGGGCUGGAGCAGCUCACCCCCCAGUAGGCUCCCACCCUCCACCUCCAGCCUCAGGUGUUGGGGCAACAGGCAGCACCGUUGUGACCACGUCCUCUCCACGAGUACAAGUACGGUCAUCCCAUACGCACGUUACGACAGUAGCCAUCCAGGAGGACAGAACUGAUGUUGUAAGAACUGGUCAAAAGUUGCGCUUUAAGGGCCUUGACGAAGACCCAAAAAGUGUCACAGAUCCUGUGCUUGUUAGCUAUAAGGCAAUAAAGUCCUCCAGUCUAAGCGUGAGUGACGUGCACCUGGAACCUCGAGCUGACUCACGAUCAACGCUGAGUGUGGAUUCUAGUGUGGGGCCUGCAUCCAUGGUCCGUACCCUCACCUGGACUCCCCCGCUCUCUGUAGAGGGUAGCACCCCUACCUGGACCGAGGGAACCCCCAGCUUUACAGAGUCCUCCUCUAGUGGAGAUUUAGGGUGUCCCACUACUCCAGUACGCAGUCUUAACACCACCCAGGAAUCCACAGACAACCUCAACUUCCAAGAAACUGAAAUGUGAGCUUACACCAGGCUUCCUUGAUACAGUAAUACAUCAAGGCUUAGGUGUUGGUGACUAGCUUUUACCUACCUUUUGGGCAACAUCGUCUUUACUUCCUCUCUUCCCUCUCUCUUGUUGUCUUCUUAUGCUGUUUUGUGGUUUUACACAUGUGUAAGAGCAUGUAUGUAUAGAUCCCAGUGGCCUGAAUUCUGUUGUUAAAUGGAGAAACUUGCUUUGAUGAACAGAAUGGAAUUUAAGCUGAUGCUUUUUAUGAAUGAUUUUACUCAUCAGUGCAAUAAACUUGUUACCAUUGUUGUUGAAUAAGAGACUUUCGUUUUGUUAUCUGUAUCCCAUCAAACAUUCUGAAGAAUUCACACCACUGUAGCUCAUGUGUGACUUGUCUGUUGUAGCUUUAGGAACUGGUGAAUAGGCAUAGCUAGGAAAAAAGUGUUUGUAAUUAAAAGAAAUGAGCAAAAGUAUACAUAUUAAGAAGGUAUAUUCUUUUAAACCUUCAGAAACUAAAUUUUGAUUUCCAGGUAAAAUGCAGUGUUUAGAUAAAUAUUAUGACAGGUAUAUAUUUAUCUGUGAAUAGAAACUGAUUACCUUUUUUAUUCCUUUUCAAUUACUGGUAUUAUCAGUCUUAGUAACAAAGUGUUUUGUAUCUAAUAUUUAAUUUGAUAAUAAUGAAUUACAAAGAAAAUAGUGACCAAACCUCGUUAUCUACUUUACCAGUAUUAUUGAAGCUGAACUAAUUUUGUAGCUCUAUGAGUUACUGAUUAUUAGUAUUUGAUCAAUUUUAGGAAUUAAUUAUUUAAAGGUGUUUGAUUCAUUAUAACUGUGCUUUGUGUCAUUUUUAUUUAUAUAUUUUUAUGACAUUUGGUUAUUGAUAACCUUAUCUUUGAUAUAUAAAAUCUUUUAUUAGUGAGAUUAUAAUUUUUAUUUUUAUUAUUAUUGUUGUUGUUGUUGUUAAUUAUUAUACCUGUUAGAAGCUUCUGUGAUGCUAUGACUUGCAUGUGUAAGUACGAUCAUUACUUUCUGAAGAUAUUGAAAAUGCAACCCAAUAAAUUUGUGGCCACAUAGAUAAGACAAAGUUUCAAUUCAACUUGAACAUUUUUAGUGCAAGGGAUUGGGAAGAAAGGGGAAAUAGAAUAACGGUUGGUAAAGGCAGGGCAAUAAUGGACAUUUUGUUAUUUUAUAUAGGAUUAAAUUUGAAGGUAAUAGAAAAGAGGUUCAGCUGCAACUUCCUCACUUAUAAGUCCUCUCUAUGUUUUCCUCUUGAACCUACUAAAUCUGCCUCGUUAUUUUCUAUCCUUUUCUCUUUUUAUGCAUGUAAAAGGCCUUACAAGAUGAAUUGAAAUAUUGUCAACUCUUCAGCAUACAUGUCUUCUUGCUCCAAGUGUCUUUUAUUAUUUUGUCACCGCUAUGUGAAUAGACUUGCCUUAAAAUCAUUUUUGAGAUUGCAAAGUAAAUCCAACUUCUGAUUUAUUCUCCAGAAAUAAAUAAUAAAAGGAUAGGAAUUCUCCAAAGCAAAUGCAAUAAAUUGUGACCUUCUUCAACAAUCAGAUGAUUAUCAUUUUGGUAAUACCGUUUACUGGAGAAUGCAAGAUAUCUCGUAUUUAGAUGCAGGUAUCUUAGUUUCUGUGUACUGUUGCUUAUGGUGUAUGGUAAUUAAUGAUAUAUAUUUUUUUUUCUUUCUUUUUCUUUUUUAUUUUUUCCAUUUUAAGAAGAAAAAGAAGAAGAAGAUGAAGAAGAAGAAACAUGAGAUUUGCAAGUCUCCCUUCCAUUACAGCCUUUAAGAUAAAUGUUUCCAUAUGCUUAUUUGUAUAUCAUUAUAGCAGUAGAAUGUGUCUUGUAAUUGUGAAAAGAUGAGACAGUGAUUACGCAAGAUGGGAUUCUGUAUGUUGCACAUACACUAGUAGAUUAUGCAAAGGAACAUUACCGGUAAUACCAGUUAGUCUUGCUUUAAAUUGUAAAUGCUUAAGAGAAUGAUCUCUUUUAGGUGUAAUCAAUUUUAUACGGCAUUAAGUUUUUGCUUUCUUUCCUUCUUUCUCUCUUUCUUUUCUUUCUUUCUUUCUUUUUUGCAGUUAGUUAAUUUAGAAAAGGAACUUGUUUUCACUUAAAAAAAUAGGAUUUUCAUUGCUGUGCAUGAGCUUUCACUAUACGGUUCUAUGUAACCAUUAUAUAGGUUGGUAAAUUUUACCUCUGUACACACACACAUACACACAAACACUCUUACUCUCUCUCUCUCAUUCUCUCUUCCUUUUCUUUUCUUUUCUCUUCUGAAGUACUCUUAGCACUGCCCACCAACUAACAUGUUCCCCUUCCCCCCUUUCAUAUUCAUUUAAGAAUAUGUAUAUUUAUGUGAUUGUUUUAUAUAUUUAUUGAUUUUUUUAUCUAUUUAUUUUCUUUAUUUUUUUUCUUUAUUUUUUUCUUUAUUUUUUUUCUUUAUUUUUUUUCCUCUCUUUUAAGAGUGUUCCAUUAACUAGCCCCUGUUGAAUUAUGCAUAAUGAAAAACGUAAUUUUAUGCUUAGAGUGUCAUAUAACUGUUUAUGGCAUAUAUCAUACUAGGAUUUUAAAAGGAAAAUAUGGUAUGCAGAGUUGAAAGAAUUUUUUAAGGACUGCAUUCAAUUAAUUGUAGGUUCUUUCUGUAUACUGAUUAUUUGCUCUAUAGGAUUUAAUAGAAGCUACUUCAUAAAUUUUAUUGAAUGCUCUUUGAUAUUCUUUCAAAGAUCAUAGCAGUAAUGUAGCAGGAACGAGUAUGAUGAUUUUAUACAUGUUAUUUGUUGAUAUGCCUUACAGGUGUUCCACAAUCAGAAUUAUAUUAGAAUCCUUGCAUUUAUUUAGUUUGUAAACCAGGUGAAGUCAGCUGAACAGAAUGACAGAUUGUAGUUGGCUUAUUAAUAGUACCCUGUUCACUGCCUCGGAAAUACUCUGGAGCCUCUACUGCUUGUACAAGACUUUGUAUACCACUUCAUUUGAUGUUUUAUCAAAGUGACCAAAUUUGUGUAAAUUACACAUUAUUUCAGUAACAUACAGAUCCCAUCUUUUCGUAAAUGGUUGUUGACUGCCAGCUUAACAAUAGAAUUACAGUGUUUAAAACUGAUCUAGCAUUCAGUGUAAUGUAUCACAGCUGUGUUCUCAUACAUACAUAUCCUUGUUGAAUAGGAUAAUAAUGAUUAAGAUAAGUAAUAACUUCUCAAGCCUUUGUUAUAAUGAUCACAUUUUAUUGCUCUCAUCUGUGUUGUAUGAACCUGUAGUAAACUUUAACUUUAUCAUCCAGUGAUGUAUAGCUUCCUGUCACCUUGGUAAGAAAUGUAAUAUCUGGACAGUCAGGUGUCUUGUAUGUUAAGACUUGUAGAAUAUUGUAAAUACACCAUUACACAGUCUGUUUUUAGAAAUAAUUUUUAUAACAUUUCUCAUUUGUAAUAAUUGAUAUUAAAUUGAUAUCAUAUUUUUAGGAAAAAAUUAUCAUUUCUGUGGAUUUUUAUUCACUGAUUGCCAAGUUAAAUGUGAUUUGUUGAACUGGACCAACAUAGUCUCAAUGUAUGUCCAAAUUUGUUAAAAUUAUGGUAAUAAAGUUGGUAUGUAUAUUUCA
This is a messenger RNA of Penaeus chinensis, 6232 nucleotides long. Its product is annotated as phosphatidylinositol 4-phosphate 5-kinase type-1 alpha-like. Gene Ontology annotation, biological process: phosphatidylinositol metabolic process. NCBI's taxonomy places the organism in Eukaryota, Metazoa, Arthropoda, Malacostraca, Decapoda, Penaeidae. The transcript has 21 exons. Bases 112 to 2658 code for a protein of 848 amino acids. The record is from RefSeq and is a predicted model, not a curated record. Gene Ontology annotation, molecular function: phosphatidylinositol kinase activity.